AUGUUUGACAUUCUUGGACUCAUCUGCAUGAUUUGGUGGUGUAUGAUGCUAUUUCAUCCCUUGCAUGCUGAAAUCCAGUGUAUGGGGUCAAAAGCACAAGAAUCACCUAUUACGAAUGUGAAAAUGAAUUGGAUUAAAAGGGAACUGUCCUGGGAGAGCAGCAAGAAUUUCUCUAAGUACAGAUGUACCAUCAUGGACAGCAGAAGGGCAAGUCUACAGAAAGAGGUGUAUAGUCCACUAUGCACGUUUCCAGUGGAAGUAUACAUGCCUCUGCACAAAGGGAUAACCUUUAUCAUUGAAGUGCCAAACACAAACAUCUCAGAAAAAUGCACCUUUAACCCUGGAGGCACGACUGGGUCGGCCAUUGCAAAUUUCUCCUGUGUGAUUUAUAACGUUUCCCUCAUGAACUGCACUUGGCAGGCAGGCAGAGAUGCUCCAGAAGAUACCCAAUAUUAUCUCUACUGGCAGAACUCGAGAGACGACGACCAGGUGGAAUGUGAGCUUUACAUGAAAGGUGAAAAUGGCAGAAACGUGGGAUGUAGAUUCAAAAAUGUGAGGAUAGAGAUUGAAAAAGCCUACUUCCUGGUGAACGGGUCUAGCAAAGACUCCCUGAUCGAGUUCUAUGAUGAGUACAUUGAUCUGUAUAAAAUUGAAAUACUCACUCCUCCAUUAAAUGUCACUGUCAAUUGUACUGGAGGUCCAGCGAGUUGCAGAAUUACAUGGCAACCACCCCGUACAAAUCAUGUGGGAAAAGCAGGCUGUUUUCAGUUUCAAAUUAACAUACAAAAUAAGGAUGACCCCACAGAAAAGAAAAAGAAUCUGACUGUGCGGGACACCACAUACGAAUUCCAAAAUUACAAUGAGAAAAAGAAAUACAUUCUGAAAAUCAGAGCACGUGGAAAAUACUGUCCUGUAAGCUCAAACUGGGGGGAAUGGAGUGAACCCAUUGAGUUUGGUCAAGAGAAAGAUCACUUUAUUUUUGUGAUUUUAUUUCUGAUAGCACUUGGAACAAUCUCAGUGACACUGCUCCAAUAUUGUCUUUUCAAAAGGUAUUGUAGCUUCAAAAGCAUAUUUUCUCCCGUUCCACAACCAAGAGACAAAUUUAAUGUAUCAACUGAUGAAGAUAUCCAGACAGAACACAUAAUUCCACCAAAAAAAAGUUGUACAGAGGAAAUAACUACAGUUGAAGAGAUGACCUAA
Molecule: messenger RNA, 1200 nt
Organism: Pelecanus crispus (Dalmatian pelican)
Lineage: Eukaryota; Metazoa; Chordata; Aves; Pelecaniformes; Pelecanidae
Source: RefSeq, a predicted model, not a curated record